GACAGCCUUCGCUUCUGCUUCGAUUAUUAUCAAUUUCUCCGCACCGUGCUUUGUAUGUGAAAGGUUUAAGUAAAUCUUGUCGGUGCAAUCCGCCAAAAUAUGUAGCACAAGAAAAAAGAACUCGAAGAAUCAGAAAUUCGAAGAAAAGUAAAAUUGUUCAAUUAACUAAAUAACAUGUGAUUCUCGAGAAAAGUGAAGUACAAGGUAAACGUCAACUUCCGUUGACAGGUUGCAAACGCAAGGUUGUUAAUCGCGAGCGAGAUCGAUUUCUCCUCUGAUGAAUGACGAUGAUCAUUUAAUAAAACCAGAUCAUGGAGGACAGUAGCAAGGAACGCCGGGUCCUGCAGCACUAUGUUGCCAAGCAAGACACGGUACUGAUACGGAUAUUCGGUGCGUGCGACGUUAACGUUAACAAGUUGCGUCUGGGAAUGCUUGUAGAAGCACUGGAGGAUUUGAAGGAGAGCGUGUUGAGGGUGCGCGUGACCGACACCGUCGGCGGAUCUAAGACCUGGUGCGGCACGGAAUGGCGUUGCCACAAAUACGACCUGAUCCCUGUGUCGCCGAUGGUCUGGCAGUGCCUGCUCGCCGUACAAUCUCCUCAGGAGAGGAUCCGAAUAGCGAACGACGAGGCUCUGUGUGAACAGAUACGAAAUACAUCUGUAAACGAUGUAGUUUGGUACUGUUCCGAUCCUGCUAACAGACGCGCCAAAGAAUUAGCAUUUGUCAGAUACAUCGGACCUGUGCAGCAACUUGGACCUGGACAUUACUUUGGCCUAGAACUAGUGGAGAAUCAGGAAUUAUCUAAAACAUCCUUAUUAGCCAAGGAAUAUUUUGCUUCCACACAUUGGAAUGCUGCUGCAAUAUUUGCCCCUAUAAAUAAUAUAAUAUUUUAUAAGGAUAUCGAUCCAAUCUCUGGCGGUAUUGAAAAAACAUCGUUCUUGAAAAAUAAUACAACUGACUAUAUCAAUGAUAAGAAGAGAUCUGUGCUCGACAGUACACCGGCUGUUUUAUUAGAGCAAUUCACGCUGUUUGAUGACAACAAAAACAACAAUCAAGAAUCUGUCAACUUACUAAAAGAACGUCAAGCUGGAAAAUUGGAUCUUGAAAACGAUGUUAAUAAUUACGCUAAAAACGUCGAUCACGCUCUUUUUAAAUGUGGUAAUGACGAGAAGAACGAAAUCAAGAAAUUCAACAAAGUAGAGAAUAAAGGAGAAUUGAUGGUUGGUUCUAAUGUAAAAGUAUUUUUGGAUACUGAUGUUCAUUAUGGUGUUAUUCGAUGGAUCGGCACCCCACCUGGUACAACUCCUGGCAAAUUGAUGGCAGCUGUCGAGCUGGAUAACGGACAUCCUUUAGGUACUGAUGGAACUUACAAAGACAUCAGGUAUUUUCAUUGUAGACCUUACAAAGCUGUAUUUAUAGACAUCGAACACUGUUCUCAUUACGAAAACACGAAGCUCAACGAACGGCCUGCACUAACAAACAACGAUAAUUUCGGUAAUAUGGAGAGCUCUGUAAUCACGGGCAUAGUACGGCCUAUCUCCGUCAAGGGAGACUUAGAAAGUAUAUGCGGAAAGUAUCGUGGUAUUCAGGGUCAUCAUAAUUCAUGCUACUUGGAUGCAACUCUUUUUAGCAUGUUCACAUUUACCAGCGUAUUCGACAAUCUUCUGUUUCGUCCGCCGAAUGAGAAAGAUUGUCCGCAGUAUGAAGAAGUGCAGAGAGUUUUGAGGGAGGAGAUUGUGAACCCGUUGAGAAAAAAUAUGUUUGUCAGAGCGGAUCGUGUAAUGAAGCUCAGAACAUUACUCGAAAAGUUGUCGUCAGUAUCCGGACUCACUAGCGAAGAGAAAGAUCCGGAAGAAUUCUUAACAUCGCUGGUCGCCCAGAUUUUGAAUGCCGAACCAUUUCUCAAAUUAAGCUCCGGACAGGACGCCUACCAUUAUCAAUUAUUUGUCGAAAAAGAUGAUCAUUUGAAUCUACCGACAGUGCAGCAAUUAUUGGAGCAAAGUUUUCUGACUAGUAAUAUCAGACUGAAGGAAGUUCCUUCCUGUCUCAUCAUACAAAUGCCGCGCUUUGGAAAAUCAUUUAAAAUGUAUCAGAAGAUACAACCUACGUUGUUACUUGACGUGACAGACAUUAUUGAAGACUCACCUAGACAAUGCACAGUGUGCGGCAAAUUAGCAGAAUUUGAGUGUAAAGAGUGUUACGGACAAUGCGGCGUCGGUCUCGAAAGUAUAGCCUUCUGUUUACAGUGCCUCGAAAAAGUACAUCGUCAUGAACGGAGAACGAAUCAUGAACCAAAGAAGCUGAACGUACCUAUGGAAUUUACAAUUCUGCAAGAACAUUGUCCUGUACCUCGUUUGUAUUUAGAGCUGUCCGCGGUGGUUUGCAUCGAAACUUCGCACUACGUUUCAUUUGUAAAAUGCGGCCCUGGUUCGGAAGCACCAUGGUGCUUUUUCGAUUCCAUGGCUGACAGAAAAGGAGAGCAAAAUGGAUAUAAUAUACCGGAAAUGGUGCCAUGUCCAGAUUUUCCUUACUGGUUGAGCGAAGACGGAGGAAAUUACUUAACCGAACUGACAGACGAUCGGCAUUUACCGGAACAUGCGAAACGACUUCUUUGCGACGCGUAUAUGUGCAUGUAUCAAUCUCCAGAUGUUAUGAUGUACAAAUAACUCGAAGACGAACGAUUCAUAUUUUAAGUAAUGUUGAGUCUAGCAUUACUGCAAAAGUGCAAUCCUGCUUAUAGAGCUUUCCCUAAUGACUAAGUUUAUAUAAAUCUUUAAUGAACUUUAAUGAAUUAUAGCUAUGGGCUGAUCUAACCAUCUCCAAUUAGCUUGAUUGGUCAAUUAAAUUUCAGAAUAGUCAAUUGCAAAACUUAAAAUUGAUCAUAUUAUUUUUUUCUUACACAAAAAAGUAUGUAAAAUUGAUCUUAUUAUUUUAUGUAAUAUUUUUUGCGAAUUAUAAUUCAUGUAAAUAUAAUACUUUUAUAAUUAAAUUUUAAUGAAAAUAAUUGAAAAAUUAGAUUAGAAAAAAUUAGUUUUAAGUUUUGCAUCCCAUAAAUUUAAUUGGUUAAUUAAGUUAAUUGAAGUCGGAGAAACCGGCCUUAUGACUGAGAUAAUUCCAAGGUCUCGAAAUCAUGUACAAAAUAGGAAUAUACAUUUGUAUGCGAAAAAAGAAUACAUAGUUAUACAAAAUAAAAUUGACAAUACAUACA
Molecule: messenger RNA, 3208 nt
Organism: Solenopsis invicta (red fire ant)
Lineage: Eukaryota; Metazoa; Arthropoda; Insecta; Hymenoptera; Formicidae
Gene: CYLD
Product: ubiquitin carboxyl-terminal hydrolase CYLD
Exons: 11
Coding region: 312-2666 (784 amino acids)
Biological process (GO): protein K63-linked deubiquitination
Cellular component (GO): cytosol
Molecular function (GO): K63-linked deubiquitinase activity; cysteine-type deubiquitinase activity
Source: RefSeq, a predicted model, not a curated record